Eurytemora carolleeae is the source of this 853-nucleotide messenger RNA. Its product is annotated as TNF receptor-associated factor family protein DDB_G0273433/DDB_G0273509. The record is from RefSeq and is a predicted model, not a curated record. The transcript has 3 exons. NCBI's taxonomy places the organism in Eukaryota, Metazoa, Arthropoda, Copepoda, Calanoida, Temoridae. Gene Ontology annotation, molecular function: ubiquitin protein ligase activity; ubiquitin conjugating enzyme binding. The coding region runs from base 41 to 853 and encodes 270 amino acids. Gene Ontology annotation, biological process: proteasome-mediated ubiquitin-dependent protein catabolic process; multicellular organism development. Gene Ontology annotation, cellular component: cytoplasm.
AAUUAUUGUUAAAAAAUAUACACAUUUGCAUAGAGAAAUAAUGCCAGACCAGGAAGAGAGAAGAGCUGAGAGAAUCUUGAAAAGGUUGGAGGAGGAGAUAAUGUGCCCAGUCUGUCUAGUUACUCCGACCUCAACUAGAAUACCAAUCUGUAGGAAUGGGCAUAUCACCUGCUAUCCAUGUAAGAGGCCCACCUGUCCAGUGUGUAGAGUUCAGAUGAUUCCUGAAAUGUAUUCUAUCCUGGCUCAAAAUAUAUCUCAACUACUCCAGCAUCCAGAUCAGUAUACUUGCAGUAAUACAGCUACGGGAUGCACUUGGACUGGAUCAAAGAGCAAUGUACGAAUUCAUCUUGAAACCCAGUGCAAAUACUACACAUGUAAUCAUAAAGAUAGAGGAUGCACUUGGACUGGAUUAAAGAGCAAUGUACCAGUUCAUAUUGAAACCCAGUGUAAUUACUAUUCAUGUGACAAUAAAGAUUCUGGAUGCAGGUGGACUGGAGACCAGAGAGAUCUAAAGUAUCAUAUGGAAAAUGAGUGUAAUUACUAUUCAUGUGACAAUAAAGAUUCUGGAUGCAGGUGGACUGGAGACAAGAGAGAUCUAAAGUAUCAUAUGGAACAUGAGUGUAAUUACUAUUCAUGUGACAAUAGAGAUUCUGGAUGCAGGUGGACUGGAGACAAGAGAGAUCUAAAGUAUCAUAUGGAAAAUGAGUGUAAUUACUAUUCAUGUGACAAUAAAGAUUCUGAAUGCAGGUGGACUGGAGACAAGAGAGAUCUAAAGUAUCAUAUGGAACAUGAGUGUAAUUACUAUUCAUGUGACAAUAAAGAUUCUGGAUGCAGGUGGACUGGAAAGAUCUAA